Brassica napus (rape) is the source of this 882-nucleotide messenger RNA. RefSeq lists its product as uncharacterized. Bases 1 to 882 code for a protein of 293 amino acids. NCBI's taxonomy places the organism in Eukaryota, Viridiplantae, Streptophyta, Magnoliopsida, Brassicales, Brassicaceae. The record is from RefSeq and is a predicted model, not a curated record. The transcript has 4 exons.
AUGGACUCUGUGAAGGGCAGAGAUAUUUCGGGUUGUUACACUAUCAAUGGGUUUCCGCAAGCUCUCCAGGUCUGGGUGUACAUAGCUCUGCCGGAAUUGGGUGCUAAUUAUGGUAAACCUUUCCCAAAUAAUCCCUCUCCACCGAUACUGGCUUACAAGGGUGGCAAAGGACGCAUAUGCUUUAAAGAGGCUAUCCUCAGUCAGAAACCGUGGAAGUGGACCAUGAGUUGCUGGAAAGUCACCGGUACUUGGGUCAAUACAAAGCUGGCGGUUGUGAGUCCAGCGAAGAAAAAGGUAGUGAAGAAGAACCUGAAGGAAGACUGUCCAAGACCUUGGAAGAAAGCUCAGGCUAGUGAAGAGGCAACUGCAGUGGGUCGUUCAGAGGUGACUACGACUGUUGGUGGGUUGACCAAAGAGGAUAUUAAAGCCAUGUUGAAGGACGUGGUUGAUGCCAUGAGUGAAGGGUUUGAGACGUGCCUUAAGGAGAUCAAUGAAAGUGUUAAUGGGGCGAACGCGGGUAGGAAGAGCUUGCCGGAGGAUAAAGGUCCAGAGGUGCCCGCAGAUGCUAGUUUCUCGAAAGAUAAAGCUCCAGAAACGAGCCUUAGCCUUGUUCUAUUGGACAAAACUCAAUCUACUGUUUUGGAUUUAGAGAAGGAGGAUGCUAGAUAUUGUGAAAGGAGGGAUGCUGCUUUGGCACUUUGCCGUGCAAAGAGUGAUCGAACAAGGAGACUUGCUGCCUCACAACAAUCUCCUUAUACGGAAAACAACACGGCCAAAGUGAUCAUUCAAAACAAAAAUCUUUGUCCAGGCUAUGAUCCUUUUGCUAAACUUAACAAGAAGAAGUUGAAGGACCUCGUUGAUUGGUGUAAAAUGUGUCCGUAA